AUGUCCCCAUUUUUCAGCCACAUGGGAGUGCUCGGCGAUGGCCGAGCUCCGCAGUGCAGGCUCCUGCACAGCCUGGGCUUUGUCGCCCUCUCGUGGCCGGAGCGGGUCUCGGCGGCGUCGGGGAAAUCUCGGAAACCCAGCGGGACCGGGUGUCUCGGGAGCGCGCCUCGGACAGAGGUACGCUUUGCGCGAGCCUUCCGCUUACCAGGGCGCCCUCAACGCCCACUGCGCUUGCGCAUCCGCUUCUGCCUCGAAGAUAGCACACGCUGCUUCAACGCCUACGGCGCAUGCGCCAUGAUUGGGAAAGAUCUGAAUUCCGAAACACGCCCAGCCCAGAUUCAGGGCAGUGUCCUGCUCCUGACCAUCUGUGCGGCUGGCAUUGGUGGGACUUUUCAAUUUGGCUACAACCUCUCCAUCAUCAGUGCCCCGACGUUGCCCAUCCAGGAAUUCAUCAAUGAGACAUGGCAGAUGCGUACUGGCCAGCCACUGCCCGACCACCUAGUUCUGCUUGUGUGGUCCCUCAUCGUGUCUCUGUACCCCCUGGGGGGCCUCUUUGGAGUACUGCUUGCUGGGCCCCUGGCCAUCAUAUUGGGAAGGAAGAAGUCCAUCCUGUUGAAUAAUAUCUUUGUGGUGGCCACAGUGACCCUGUUUGGCUUCAGCCACAGACUAGGCUCCUUUGAGAUGGUCAUGCUGGGAAGGCUGCUCUUGGGAGUCAGUGCAGGUGUGAGCAUGAAUGUCCAGCCCAUGUACCUAGGGGAAAGCGCCCCCAAGGAGCUCCGAGGAGCUGUGGCCAUGACCUCAGUCAUCUUCACUGCCCUAGGGAUUGUGAUAGGCCAGGUGGUUGGACUCAGGGAACUCCUGGGGGACCCACAGGCCUGGCACCUGCUGCUGGCCAGCUGCCUGGUGCCUGGGGUGCUCCAGCUUGCCUUCCUCCCUCUGCUUCCUGAGAGCCCACGCUACCUCCUCAUUGACCGUGGAGACAUGGAGGCCUGCCUGGCAGCGCUGCAGCGGCUGCGGGGCACCACGAAGGUGGCGGAGGAGUUGGCUGAGCUGGAAGAGGAGCGUAUCUUCUGCCAGGGCCGGCGCGCCCUGCGCCCAUGGGAGUUGUUCCAGGAUCGCGGGCUGCGGAGACAGGUGACAAGCCUCAUGGUCCUGGGCAGUGCCUUGGAGCUUUGCGGAACCAACUCGGUGUAUGCCUACGCCUCCUCCGUGUUCCGGCAGGCCGGGAUCCCCGAGGGGAAAGUCCAGUAUGCUAUCGUGGGGACUGGGAGCUGCAAGCUGCUCGUGGCCUGCGUCAGUUGUGCAGUGAUCGAGAUGGUGGGCCGCCGGAAGCUGCUGAUAGCGGGGUAUGGUCUGAUGGCCUGCUGUGGAAGUAUCUUUACAGUGGCCCUGUGCCUGCAGAGCCCCCUCCCCUGCAUGCCCUACCUGGCCAUGUUCUGCAUCUUUGCCCUCAUCCUCAGCUUUGGCCUUGACCCUGCCGGAGUGACAGGGAUUCUGGCCAUGGAGCUCUUUGACCAGAAGGCCCGGCCUGCUGCCUCUAUGGUCUGCCGGGUGCUCAUGUGGACCAUGCUCUUCCUGGUUGGGCUGGGGUUUCCCUUCAUCAUGGAGGGCUUGUCCCACUUUCUUUAUGUGCCUUUCCUGGGUGUUUGUGUCUGUGGGACCAUCUGUACUGGCUUCUUCCUUCCCAAGACCAAAGGCAAGACCUUCCUGGAGAUCUCUGAGGAACUUCACAGACUCAACUUCCCUAGGCAGAGCCAGGGCCCUGAGUGGCUGGGCCCGGAAGUCAUCCAGGCCACAGAGCUGUAGUUCUGUAGGUGUGGUGGGCCCCAGAUCCAGCGGCAGCUCUCUUCUUUGCUUCCUGCCCAGGGUCCCAGCCCUCUGCGUUCCCUCCUUCCUGCAUUCAUUUGUUUAAUGAGUGCCCGUGUAGCACCUACUGCAUGCAGGCUUGGUGCUAGGUGCUUAGCAAUCCGUGGUGAGCCAGAGAGAUGGGAUCAGGACCUACUGGUGCUCCCCAUCUAGAGACAGUUAACUAACAGGCAACCAAUCAAAACAUUAUUGCAAACUUGGAGAAAUGCAGUAGGAGAAAAUACAGAUUAUGAAGUGAGUGCAUACUAGGGAGCCUGGCCUAUCUGAGGAGGGUGGUCAGAAAAGAAUUUUCUGGGGGUACUUGGCUGACUUGGUCAGUAGAGCAUGCAAUUCUUAAUCUUGGGGUUGGAAAUUUGAGCCCCAUGUCAGGUGUAGAGAUUACUUAAAAAUAAAAUCUAAAAAAAAAUU
Messenger RNA from Leopardus geoffroyi (Geoffroy's cat), 2274 nucleotides. It is a transcript of the gene SLC2A11, whose product is annotated as solute carrier family 2 member 11. Gene Ontology annotation, cellular component: membrane. The coding region runs from base 1 to 1806 and encodes 601 amino acids. Gene Ontology annotation, molecular function: hexose transmembrane transporter activity. Gene Ontology annotation, biological process: monosaccharide transmembrane transport. The record is from RefSeq and is a predicted model, not a curated record. The transcript has 15 exons. NCBI's taxonomy places the organism in Eukaryota, Metazoa, Chordata, Mammalia, Carnivora, Felidae.